This is a messenger RNA of Penicillium verhagenii, 438 nucleotides long. RefSeq lists its product as uncharacterized. The record is from RefSeq and is a predicted model, not a curated record. The coding region runs from base 1 to 438 and encodes 145 amino acids. NCBI's taxonomy places the organism in Eukaryota, Fungi, Ascomycota, Eurotiomycetes, Eurotiales, Aspergillaceae. The transcript has a single exon.
AUGCCGGAGGCCAACGGACUGCCGAUUCUUGUAAUGCCACCGGAGCCUCCGAUCCCCCCGCCAACAGGCAACUGGGCCCACGUCCAAUUCGACUGGGAUCUUCAUUUUGGCCUGACCGACAUGGAUCUUCUCACGCAAGCUCGGAUCUACAUCACAGAAGACGAUAGCCGAUGGCCCGCUGGAAUGGCAAACUGCUUGCGAAAGGGAUGGAUGGACGACAAAGUUCACGCCUCUAUCGAUAAAAUGGAAGAAGGAAACCCCAUCUUGAGUUGGCAUGUGGAGGGAGAAUUCGUCGACAUCAGACACCAAUAUCUCCAGGCUGAGUCGAUACUGGUGCAGUGGCAAAGAGAUGUUGACCUGGGCCGUGGCCUGCCCUUCGAUCGGUCCCGACUUUUCAGAUUCCCGUGGUCUCGAUGGAAUUACGUUAUUGUUUUUUGA